AUGUUAAAUUUAGUUUCUUUUAGGUAUAUCUUUGGAAUUCCUCCCCUGAUCCUUGUUCUGUUGCCAGUAGCGUCUGCAGACUGUGAUAUUGAAGGUACAGACGGCGAGGGAUAUAAAAGUGUUCUAAAGGUCAACAUCGAAGAACUGGACAGCAUGCUAGACAUUGGUAGCAAUUGCCUGACUAAUGAAUCUAACUUUUUUAGAAAGCAUUCAUGUGAUGAUAAUAAGGAAGGUGCAUUUCUACAACGAGCUGCUCGCAGAUUGAAGCAAUUUCUUAAAAUGAAUAUUAGUAAGGAAUUCAGUGUCCGUUUGUCCAUUGUUUCAAAAGGCACAUUAAAACUGGUGAAUUGCACCAACAAGGCUAAAGAAAGAAAAAUAGCUUCCCUGGGUGAAGACCAACCCACUAAGAAUUUGGAAGAGAAUAAAUUGUUGAAGGAACAGAAAAAACAGAAUGACUUCUGUUUCCUAAAAAGACUACUAGAAAAGAUAAAAACUUGUUGGAAUAAAAUUUUGAGAAAUGCUAAAGAUCCCGGAAAAAUAACGGAAUGA
Elephantulus edwardii (Cape elephant shrew) is the source of this 549-nucleotide messenger RNA. It is a transcript of the gene IL7, whose product is annotated as interleukin 7. The coding region runs from base 1 to 549 and encodes 182 amino acids. Gene Ontology annotation, cellular component: extracellular region. Lineage: Eukaryota; Metazoa; Chordata; Mammalia; Macroscelidea; Macroscelididae. The record is from RefSeq and is a predicted model, not a curated record. Gene Ontology annotation, molecular function: interleukin-7 receptor binding; growth factor activity. The transcript has 5 exons. Gene Ontology annotation, biological process: immune response.